GGAGCAUUCUUAUAGACUGUUCCAACAGUCAGUGUGGGCCCCAUUCUGGGCUGAUCGUGGUUCUGGCUUGGUCUGGUGGCCGCCAUGGAUGCGCUGGGGUUUCCUCAGGAGCAACUUUUAUCCUUGUAUGUUUAACGGAACACACAGGGCCUAGGCGUUUUUCCUUUUUUGCAAGGUAAUGCAGGGGCCUCCUGUCAAUAUCAAUGUGGUCCAAAAUGGGUUGGGUGCCCUACCUCCAAACUUGACAUUUCUUCAGCAAUUGCCUCCAGAUGCUCAAGCUGCAGUGGGAGUGCAGGCAGCGGCUGGGCAAACUAUGCCUUCAGGCGGCUUCGCUCCACACCCAAUGCUAGGUGUCCAGCAGAUGCAUCCAGGUCUUGCAGGUGUGUUCCCCGGUGUGGGCCAGCCAGCUGGACUGCCAGUAGGUAUGCCUGGACAGCCAGCUGGGCCACCCUUGGGUAUGCCCGGACAGCCAAUGGGCAUGCCGACGCAAUCUGCACCAAGCAUGAUCCCUCCCAUGCAGCCAGCUCCUACCUUACCUCCAACUAUGAGCAAAGCUCCUCCUGAUCAAUUCCCAAGGCCAGUGGCGCCGCCUCGCGGUAUGCCUCGCCCGAGACCCCGUGGUUGGAUGCCUCCCCACGAGGCACCGCAUCCAUACCGACCCAGAGUCCCCAUGCAGGCCCGGCCGGGCAUGAGACCGGCACAAACGGUACCUCCACGCCCUGUCCCGCCAAGGACUCCCAUGUCGAAGAAUGCCGAUAACCCAGAGGAGAGCUCAGAAACAGGCCUAAAGCGGCCUGAUUCCGACUCCGCGACGGCCAGCAAUGCAACCGUUUCGGCUGCGGUGGCCGUUGUUGAGGAGGCCACACCCAUGGAGGAGCGUCAGUGGUUCUACAAGGAUGCCUCGGGCAUGGUUCAGGGUCCAUAUUCCUCCUCAGUGAUGUCCAGCUGGUCUCGCUCUGGUUUCUUCCCAGCCGAGACCAUGGUUCGUUCUGCGGACGAAACGAGCUUCACUGAAUUGGGCAAUGGAAUGCGUUUGAUCAUGUCGUCCUUGAAGGAAGGGUGAUGAGCCGAGUUGAGUAGAGCUGCCGAGCUGGAAAGCAGCUCUGCGGCGGAAUGCGGGCAUUGGUUUGUUCUGCAUUGUCAUGGUUACAAGUAAAGCAGAUCCAAAA
Molecule: messenger RNA, 1169 nt
Organism: Durusdinium trenchii
Lineage: Eukaryota; Dinophyceae; Suessiales; Symbiodiniaceae
Source: the annotation of a GenBank genome assembly